UCUUUUGGUUGCCAUUUAAUUGCUGAGGCUAUAAACUGAAUAUGGAUGUGUGGGUUGAGCAGUUAAAGUCUCCUAGGGUAGAUAAUGUGUGAAUAAGAUCUGUCUUUUAGCAGCCACAAAUAAGCUCCAAAUCUCAGUGCCAAAAUGGAGGUUGACACAUGAAUACUCCUCUCUAGUCUCUCACUCUACUCACACCCUUGCUUGCACAUAUUUUCAACAGACGUACAUACUGUCUUGUUGCACAUGCGCAGGAGAGACAGAGCACAGACAAACACAUGCACGCGCCUGCAGCCACACUGCCUGAUUAGCUUGCGAGAGCUGUCUACAGCAUCCAGGGAAAUGGCGCAAGAGGCAGAGCAUUGGAGAAGAAUCGGCAGUCUAUAGCAUCAGCAUCACACCCCUCUGGCGUAUUGGAGAGCUCUGGCAUGGAUUCUGUUGAAGAAGAGGAUUAGGACACAGGACAUGGCGCCUUGACAGAAAGUGUGAAAGCAGAGAGAGACAGAACAGAGCGGGCUGAUGCACCGGUAGGACUGGGCCGGGCCUGUGGAGCUGGACCGUUGGGGGAGGGGCAGCGGAGGAACCAGAAGGAGAAGCCCAUUUUCCCCCACACCUCGGGUCGAAUCUCCAGCCUCUGUCCGACCAUUUCAGGCCACAUCCAUCUGUGUCUCUGUCAUUAGUCCUUGUGCUUGUGUCUUGCUCUGAUGUUACUGCUGUCAUGAGCUUUCUUUACCAUCUCCACUGUUCGGUCAUCUAGGUUUCCUGCCAUAGCAAGCUUUACAUUCCAAACAGCUUCAUUUUUUAGAUAUUGUGCUCUUUGGCAAGCUACCGAUGGCUUAGACCAGCAUCAUUUUAUUUACACUUGUCCUUCCUACUUCCUGUGCUCUUCCCUUGUGUGCCCUUCACACGGUCCCUCUCACUCUCUGUUUUCAUCCAUCUUCUUUCGCGUCUCUCCUCUGCGCCUCUAAGUGGAUUUGGGUCAGUGUGCUCAGCAAAUGGGAUGAGAUGUAGUCUUCAAAGUGAGCAGAUCCGGGGGCUCCUGAUUUGCACAUCAGGAGGGGGGGGUCACUGAUUUCGGACCACUGACUCAGGACUGAAGGCCAGCCUGUUUUGGGGUGCUGCAUGUAGGACAUCACCCCUGCCCUCACCCCCUUCCCCCCGCUCCUGUCACCCCCGCCGCUCUGGAGUGUCGCAGGUUCAGCAACUGUGGGCUCUCUCCACACACCCUGACGACGCCCUCAUGCCACUGGGGUGCAUGUGGUGCCCCCGCCCCGCUCCACUACAGGACCUCCUGCCUGUGUCCCCGGCCCAAAGCCGGCGCAGGCAUCAACAUGGGAGUGGUGGAGGCCAUUGACCCGGCGCCGCCCCCCUGCCCUUCGCCCGUACCAGGUGGCUACAGGCUGCCCCGCUCCUCCAGCUACAGCCCGCUGCAGGGGAGGGCAGGGGCCGAGCUGGACCUUGGUGCGGCCGGAGGGGUCCUGGAUGGGGGUGGGAGCGGGACCCCAGCAGAGCGCAGGACGCCUUUUGUGGACCUGUUCUGUGAGACGUGCUCCAAGCCCUGGCUCAUUGGCUGGUGGGAUCAGUUCAAAAGGAUGCUGAACCGGGAGCUGUCCCAUUUAUCAGAGAUGAGUCGCUCAGGGAACCAGGUGUCAGAAUACAUCUCCACAACCUUUCUAGAUAAGCAGAACGAGGUAGACAUCCCAUCACCAACGCUGAGAGAAAGAGAAAAGCCCAUGUGUCACAUCAGUGGAGUGAAGAAGCUAACGCACAGCUCUAGCCUUUCUAUCUCGGCCAUGCCUCGCUUUGGUGUCAAGACUGAACACGAAGAUGCUUUAGCUCGGGAGUUGAAUGACUUAAACAAGUGGGGCCUUAAUAUCUUUCGGGUGGCAGAGUUUUCUAAUAACCGACCUCUCAGCUGCAUCAUGUUUGCCAUAUUCCAGGAAAGAGAUCUACUAAAGACCUUUAGGAUCCCUGUGGAUACAUUUGUCACCUACAUAAUGACACUAGAAGACCACUAUCAUGCCAACGUGGCCUAUCACAACAGCCUGCACGCAGCUGAUGUCACUCAAUCCACCCAUGUUCUACUGUCAACACCAGCUCUGGAUGCUGUUUUCACUGAUCUAGAGAUACUGGCUGCAUUAUUUGCUGCUGCCAUUCAUGACGUAGACCAUCCGGGAGUGUCCAACCAGUUUCUCAUCAACACAAACUCCGAGUUAGCCUUGAUGUACAAUGAUGAGUCUGUGCUGGAGAACCACCACUUGGCUGUGGGCUUUAAGCUGCUUCAUGAGGACAACUGUGACAUUUUCCAGAACCUCAGCAAGAGACAGAGACAGAGCCUAAGGAAACUGGUUAUAGAUAUGGUUUUGGCCACAGAUAUGUCCAAGCAUAUGAGUUUGCUGGCAGACCUCAAAACAAUGGUAGAGACCAAAAAAGUGACAAGUUCAGGUGUCCUGCUAUUGGACCACUACACAGACCGCAUACAGGUGUUGAGGAAUAUGGUGCACUGUGCGGACCUGAGUAAUCCCACCAAACCUUUGGCCGUGUAUCGUCAAUGGACAGAGCGCAUCAUGGAGGAGUUUUUCAGGCAGGGAGACAAGGAGCGUGAGCGAGGGAUGGAGAUCAGCCCCAUGUGUGACAAACACACAGCGUCUGUGGAAAAGAGCCAGGUGGGCUUCAUCGACUACAUUGUGCACCCACUGUGGGAGACCUGGGGAGACUUGGUGCACCCUGACGCUCAAGAAAUCCUGGACACACUGGAGGACAACAGAGACUGGUACCAGAGCACAAUACCACAGAGCCCCUCCCCUCCACCGCUAAAGGAUAAGGAGCUGAACGCAUGCAUGGAUAAGUUUCAGUUUGAGCUAACUUUGGACGACAGCUCGGAGCCAGAACAGACAGAAGACAAUGACAAAACUGAGAAUCAUGUGGCUCAAGACAGCAGUCAGGGAGAGGAGGAGGAUGGGAAAAAGGAGGAAGACAUGGAAGAGACUGAGGACAUUAUAGAGGAGGAAGAUGAAGUUGCGAUGGAGGAGGAGGAGGAGCAGGAGAAAGAGCAUCUGGAGGUGCGAGCCGACAAGGAGAGACUGUCUGACACAAGCCCUGUAGAAGAAGAGGAGGAUUCUUCUUCACAAGCAGAAGACACAUGAGAUUUGCUUCAAUAUCUCCCUCCUCAGUUGCACACUUUAUUUUGCUCAACCUUUUAAUGGCCAAAUCAAGAACAAAUAAAGACUGCAAUGACAAUACAGACCUUUGAAUCUAUUUUUCAAAAAGGGAAUAAAUAAGUCGCUUAAAGAGAAGUUACACAUCAACUGUAGAUUUGGAGUGGUCAUGAGUUUUUGGAUGGAUUUGACAACACACAACUCUGAGGAUUAUUUGAGAAAUUGAAGAGAACGUAGCACUCUGGAACAGAAAUGCACACAUAUUAAUUGGCACCAAGAGUAUGUCAAAUAUAAACACCAAUGCAAUGCAUUUGGGCAUGCAUUAAACAUGUGGUCUAUACACUGCAUGAACAUACACUUGACUGUCUGUUUGUGUGUGUGCAUUUGGUGAGGGACACUGAUCAGUGAUCUCUUUGGAAAAAGCCAUCUUUUACUGGAGUAUGUACUAGUGUUCAGUCAGUAUUAGUAGUUCAUGUCAGUAAGAUUAUCAACAAGACCAUUCUCCUCUAAAAAGCUACUUGUCUGAGUGACUUUUUCCCAUUUUUGUCAAAAAGAUUAAACUCAGCAGAGUUAUGGGAGACAGAGAGAGAAAGAAGAGGAGGAUGCUGCAAUGAAGGGGCCGCCCUGGUCCUGUUAACCCUGUUACCCUUUACACGGAGUGCUACUGGUGCAAGAUGGCUCUGUGCCUUUCUGAAACACCAGCUUCCUGAAUGAAGCUGUCGUGAAGCAAUGCAUUGUGGGACAGGAGCGUCUGAGUUUUGUUUUUGUUUUGGAUUGUCUCUUGUUAGCAAUUUCUUACUGUUCAUGGUAUUGUGCCGUGUAUCACACACCUGCAUUUUUGUGGUUUAAGCUGUAAAGUCUUCCUUUGUUGCUCUUCUGGUGAAAUAAUAACUCAGAACUCUAGCUGCAGAGCAAUCAUAGCCACCUCCGCAACCGCCAAUUAACUCUUUCCAGAUUACAUUUCUUUAUUUUUUAAAUAAUUUUUAUUUUAUUUUAUGAGAAUAAGCCAUGUGAUGCUUUGAAGCAUAAGUUUUGCCUAUAAUUUACUAUUUAGCACUUGCUAAAUAAUUUCAAAGGGUACAGAAUUCCACCAUCAGCUGAUGGAAACCUUCACUUCUACUGAGUGUUACUGUUCUCUCAUAAAUGACCAUUUUCACCAAAGUUCAGAAUGGGAAACUUCAGGUGGAGCCAUUGUAAGGAUGGUUUAUUUUGAAAAUCAGGAAGGAGAAUGUCAGGGAAAAAGAAGCACGAAAUGGCCAAAAAGAGUGUGGCAGUCCCUAAUCAUAUUUGUUUUGUUUGAUGCUUUUGCCUUAAAUGCUAGAUGCAGGAUACAUUCCUGUUAAUAUGUAGAUUUAAAUUUUAAUAGAUCCUAGUAUAUUUAUAUUGUGACGGUAUGCCUAUUAUGUGAAAAUCAAUGUGUUCAUUUGCAUUUGAGGAUGGAGGAGGAGAGGGACACUGCUGUCAUCUCAUUGUUGCACAAAGAAUGUCUUGUUUUGUAUUAAUGUUGAUAUGAUGAUUAUAUAGUUUGUUACUACCUGGAGGAAAUAAGAAUAGGAGUUAUUCAAAAGAAUUGAUUUAGAUGCCUUUUUAAUUCUAUUUUGCCAAUGGGGAGUGCAGUGUUGAUAGACAGGGAAGUUGGCUUAAGUGUCCAAGACAUUUUUCACAUGUGUUUAUGUGGUCUUCAGAUCUGAUUAGCUCUGGUUCGUUUCAGUGUUUGUUUUAACAGGGUACAAAUAAAACCAUCUUGUGUGUGGUUCUCUUGGAGGAGAGAGAAGUUUCUGCGGGUCAGUAACUUGCUCGGUGCAACAGGAGCCUGUGUGUUUGAGCAGCUCUGUCCCAGGACAGAGCAGCGCCUCAGGGCCUCCACAUGCGUCCCUCUGGCGGAGUGGACAUCCAGGAUCACCAAUACACCCGUUUUUAAAUAAUCGAUUCCCAUAUGCAUCAGCCAUUUGCUUUUGAUGUUGUUUUGUUUUUGUGGCUUCUUGUAUAAUCAAAGGCUACAAAAAUGUCAAGAUUUAAUUGCCAUACAAACACAAUACUGUAGCAAUUGUUUCUUAUUAAAAUGAUUCAAUUGAUUGAUUGCUGCCAUUGUUUUUAAGAUGAAAAGAAAACCAUGGGAAGAGUUUUCUUGUUUGUGUACAGUUUAUUUUUAUAUCAUUCUGGUGUCUGGAAACAAAUCACUUAUUGACGAUAAUAGCUAUAAGCAUUAUCACUGUUGUACAUAAUGUAAUAUUAGAUUGUAAAAUAGAAAUUUAUCAAGGUCACAUUGAUGAAUAACCACUUGAGGUGUUAAGUGAAUCACUGAAGCACUGCAGGCCGCAUCUUCACCUUAUUAUUAUUUGAUUCUAUGUUGCAAAUGUCCACAUUUAUGUUGAAAUCAAAUCUUUGUACUAGCACUUUAUUUCAUCAGGUUUCUAAACAGACUGUUUGUUUCAGGUGGUGUGCAGUCUGUCCUGGUGGUUCGCUCAUGGGCUGUCACUUGUUGAUUAUUAUCCAAUGGGCCAAAUCACACAUAUUUGUGAAGUAGUCAAUGAUUAGGCUAUCCUUUCUCAAUGCAUAACAAACUUUAUUUAAUUGCUUGUGUAGUCACUAUGGCUGUGACUCUUUCACAUAAAUGUGUCCUUAACCAUGUUAGUGCUAUCACCACCUCUGUUUCUUAGUAACUUUGAAAACUAACCUGGUGAUGUUACGCCCCCAGGUGGCCGAGCUGGCAGGUUACGUUGUGACAGACUUCUCUGGGCUUUAAUUCCUUUGUUUGUUCACAAGAAAGAUUAAAGGGGAAAACAAAAUGAAAUGAUUGUAAUAAGUGUACAUGAUCUUGUUGUAACGUGUAAAUGUGUCCAAGUUAUUUUUUAUUAUAUUAUUUUUAUGAAGGUUUAUCCUCUUAACAGAACUGAGGUGUCAUUUUGUGAAUAAAAUACAUUUAAUAAGCAAACACCUAUAUAUAAAACAAUAAGAUAGUAUAUCAGUAUAUAUUUUUUUUCUUUUAUUUCACUGUUCGGUACUGUAAAGUGUGUUAAAAUACAAAUAAAGUAAGAUUUUUUUAUAAUAA
Periophthalmus magnuspinnatus is the source of this 6207-nucleotide messenger RNA. RefSeq names its product phosphodiesterase 4A, cAMP-specific (gene pde4a). The transcript is spliced from 10 exons. The record is from RefSeq and is a predicted model, not a curated record. Lineage: Eukaryota; Metazoa; Chordata; Actinopteri; Gobiiformes; Gobiidae. Gene Ontology annotation, cellular component: perinuclear region of cytoplasm; nucleus; cytosol. Gene Ontology annotation, biological process: signal transduction. The coding region runs from base 1329 to 3143 and encodes 604 amino acids. Gene Ontology annotation, molecular function: 3',5'-cyclic-AMP phosphodiesterase activity.